Molecule: messenger RNA, 1160 nt
Organism: Rhodamnia argentea
Lineage: Eukaryota; Viridiplantae; Streptophyta; Magnoliopsida; Myrtales; Myrtaceae
Product: F-box protein PP2-B15-like
Exons: 3
Coding region: 90-989 (299 amino acids)
Molecular function (GO): protein binding
Source: RefSeq, a predicted model, not a curated record
AAAGAGGAGCAUUUGAGAACGCACUCCGACGAUCUCAGCUAGGUGCUAAGUUAAACCUCUUUCUGUUUCCGGCUGAAUUCUUCUCCUCCAUGGGAAUGUCGGUGCGGACCGGCAUGGAUGCCUUGCCAGAAAGCUGCGUUUCGAUGAUCCUUUCCUUCACGUCUCCGGCCGAGGCAUGCCGGCUCUCCCUCGUGUCCUCCACGUUCCUGUCGGCGGCCGAGUCCGACGUCCUCUGGGCGCGAUUCUUGCCGCCUAAUCACGCCGGCAUCAUCUCUGGUUCGGCUGCUCCAGUCGAGUUCUCUUCGAAGAAGGAGCUCUUCCUUCGGCUCUGCGACCGCCCUCUUCUCGUAGAUGGCGGCAGAAAGAGCUUCAAGUUGGAGAGAUCAGCCGGAACGGUGUCGUUCAUAUUAUCAGCAAGAGAGCUCUCCAUAAAGUGGAGCGAUGAUCCCACACAUUGGAUCUGGAAAACCCUGCCUGAGUCAAGCAGGUUCAAAGAGGUGGCCGAGCUUAGAACAAUCGACCGGAUAGAAAUCGAAGGGAGUAUCGAAACCAAAGCCCUAUCGCCACACACACUCUACGGGGCGCACCUUAUCUUCAAGGUCUCCGACAGCGCUUUCGGGCUCGACCUGAUGCCCUUCGAGACGUCGGUCGAGAUGGGGAACUGGGUUCGACCCGGCACGGCUCGUCUGCAAUGUCCCGACCAGAGGAAACGCUGCCUCGAGAGCUUGUUGUACGCGAACCGGUCUGAGAUGCUUAGGAAGCAUUGGGAGACGGAACGCGAUAGCCGAGGCGGUAAAGCACCGGGCGAGAGAGAGGAUGGUUGGAUGGAGGUUGAGCUUGGAGAGUUCUUCAUUGGCGAGGUUGGUGAUGGUGAUGGGGAUGGGGAUGGGGAGGUGAAGAUGAGCUUGAAGCAAGUGAAGGGCUAUCAGCUGAAGGGUGGGCUUGUGGUUGAAGGCAUUGAGGUGAGGCCCAAGAGUCCAGUCCAUUAAAUGGAGAUGGGCCUUGUGGAAUUUGUGUGGCCCAUGAAAAUGAUAAAGGAAAGAGAGGAGGCAGUUCGUGGCAUGAUGGAUGCUCAAAUUCUUUGAUUUUGUCCUUGUUUCUUUGAUUAGAAUGUAAAGUUAGCCGAAUAGAGAUUCAGUUUUUAGGCUCUGUUUGUUUCA